Durotheca rogersii is the source of this 1200-nucleotide messenger RNA. Its product is annotated as glycoside hydrolase family 18 protein. The record is from RefSeq and is a predicted model, not a curated record. Bases 1 to 1200 code for a protein of 399 amino acids. Gene Ontology annotation, biological process: carbohydrate metabolic process; chitin catabolic process. The transcript has a single exon. NCBI's taxonomy places the organism in Eukaryota, Fungi, Ascomycota, Sordariomycetes, Xylariales, Xylariaceae. Gene Ontology annotation, molecular function: chitinase activity; chitin binding. Gene Ontology annotation, cellular component: extracellular region.
AUGGGAGGCGGCCCCGAGCAGUACCGUACGGUUGCCUACUUCGUCAACUGGGCCAUCUAUGGCCGAAAGCACCGGCCCCAAGACCUCCCCGCCGACAAGUUGACCCAUGUGCUGUAUGCCUUCGCCAACGUGCGCCCGGAAUCUGGCGAGGUGUAUCUGACCGACCCCUGGGCCGACACCGACAUCCACUGGGAGGGCGACAGCUGGAACGACACCGGCACCAACCUCUACGGCUGCCUCAAGCAGCUCAACCUGCUCAAGCGCCGCAACCGCCAGCUCAAGGUCCUCCUCUCCGUCGGCGGCUGGACCUACAGCUCCAACUUUCGCCAGCCCGCCUCGACCCCGCAGGGCCGCGCCACCUUCGCCAACUCCUGCGUCGAGCUCAUCAAGAACCUCGGCUUCGACGGCAUCGACGUCGAUUGGGAGUACCCUCAGUCCUCGGCCGAGGCUGCCAACCUAGUCGCCCUGCUGCGCGCCGUCCGCGAGGCCAUGGAUGCGUACAGCCGCACGCUGCCCGCGCCCUAUCACUUCGAGCUGACGGUCGCCUGUCCCGCCGGCGCUCAGAACUACGAGAAGCUCGACCUGCCCGGCAUGGACCGCCUGCUCGACUUCUGGAACUUGAUGGCGUACGACUACGCCGGCUCCUGGGACUCUACCUCGGGCCACCAGGCCAACCUGUAUCCCAGCUUCUCCAACCCGCGGAGCACCCCCUUCAGCACCGUCGCCGCGAUCGACUAUUACGUGUCUCGCGGCGUGUCGCCGAGCAAGAUUGUGCUGGGGAUGCCGCUGUACGGGCGGGCGUUCCAAGGGACCGACGGCCCGGGGCACGCGUACUCGGGCGUCGGGGAGGGCACGUGGGAGAACGGCGUGCACGACUUCAAGAAGCUGCCGCUGGCGGGCGCCGCCGAGGUGCUGGACCGCGAAGUGGGCGCGAGCUUCUGCUACGCGGCGGGCACGCGGACGCUGGUCAGCUACGACACGGUGGAGAUGGCCCGGCACAAGGCGCAGUUCGUGCGCCAGCGGCAGCUCGGCGGCGCCAUGUGGUGGGAGAGCAGCGCCGACAAGGACGGCCCCGAGAGCCUGAUCGGCAACGUGGUCGACGUGCUGGGCGGGCGCGGCUUCCUGGACCACACGCCCAACUGCAUCGAUUGCCCACACACCAAGUACGAGAACUUGAGGGCGGGGCUCCCCAACAACUGA